AUGUGGAAUCAAACUAUUGACUUGUUCAUACACAAGAAUGACUUUACCAAAUGCGAGAUGGACCACUGCGUCUACGUUGAGAGUGACAAUAAGGUCGUGAUGUUUGUAGUUCUCUACGUUGACGACCUCAUCCUUGCGUGCAAUGACAUGGGUCUUCUCGCAGAUACCAAGCGUGCAUUGAGCGAACGAUUGGAGAUGUCCGAUCUUGGUGAGCUCGAGUACUGCCUCAACAAGGAAUUCGAGCACGAUGACAAGUCGGGCGAUUUGUCGAUGAAACAAACCUAUUUCCUGCGCUCGAUCAUGACCAAGUUCGGCAUUCAAGACUCCAAUCUCGAUAAGAAACUGUAA
Messenger RNA from Peronospora matthiolae, 348 nucleotides. NCBI's taxonomy places the organism in Eukaryota, Oomycota, Peronosporomycetes, Peronosporales, Peronosporaceae. The record is from the annotation of a GenBank genome assembly.